UUACAAAUUCACGAUGUGUUAUACUCUUGUUUCCACGAUACGCAUAAGCGUACGUCGUCGAACUAUUCUAUUGUUACGAACGGAGAGGAGACAGAGUCGAAAGGCGAACAAAGUAGACUGGAAAACUGUACACGACGAGCUUUUCGACCUCAAGUUGAAGUACGUUUUCAUUCCAUUGAUUAUAACUUCGGCAUACAUGCGUAUACACCAGCUUACAUAUUCCAGCCCGCGUUUCAACCGACAUUGACAUUAUUCUUUCAAUUGUCCGCAAACAAAGCACGAGCCGGCUUAUCAAACACAUGCAUCUAAAUUUUCCGGAGAAAAAAAUUGAAACGAUCUCAGUAUGAUAAAAAGUAUCGCAUGGCGUCACCUCAGAUCUAGCACAUCACGCGCUCGCGUAUAAUAUGCGCGUGCACAACGCACAGGAAGAAAAGUCAGCAGCCGCGCGAAAAAGGCAUCCGAGAAUGAAAAUCCCGGCGCGGCAAUCGAGCGGCAAGUACACAUAGAUAAGAAAGCGCGCAUGUGUACAAUGUAUUUCACGCUUCCAGCGCGUAUACGGCUGUGUCUUUUACGAGCGCGCGCGCGAGCGAGUCAACAGAGACGUGACGAAAGCGAAAGAGUGAGACGCAAAGUUGGACUAAUUAAAGUGGAGCACCGUGUGUCAUUCACCUAUUUACCCGUAGCAGCGAAGCAAAUAUUCCAGCAAUUGAGACUAAACGUUGCAGCUCUCAUCGCCGCACAGCCUCCGUGUAUUCCCGCGAGGCUGCACGCAGUUUGAUUUCGCGCCUCCCAAAUGCCUGAUCGACUCGCUCGAUAGUUGCGCGUUUCUUUGUUUGUUCUGUGCGCAGUGGUGUUCUACUUUUUAUAUGUCCAUUUGUUUACCAGAGGGGGUUGGUUUUUGGAAUUGGUGAUUGUCCAAGUGAAUGUUGCUGCUGCGUUUCAAUUUUGAAGGAACGACAAGAGGUAGAGAACGAGCAACGAUUCAUUUUUCUACAAAACAGUUUUGAGUCAACGUUUGCAUGUGAAGUCGACGAGGAAUUAUCAUGAAGAAUCGAAAAUUUUGCCUUCUUCUGGUGAUCUCGUGGUUUCAUUGUGUUUUUGGCGAUGAUCCGCAAGUCGAAACUAAUUUUGGUCCAGUACGAGGAGUUUGGUUGAAGACAGCUCGAGGUGCUAAUAUUACCGGUUACCUGGGGAUUCCGUACGCUGAACCCCCGAUAAAAGAGCUCAGGUUUGAGAAUCCUGUACCAUGGACUGAAAAAUGGACGGAAGUAAGAAACGCCACAUCCGAUGGCUCAAAAUGCCUACAAUUGAGCGAUACAGGACUUGUCGGAGAUGAAGACUGCUUGUAUCUGAACGUUUUUACUCCUACAAUCAGUCCAAACGGCAACGAAACGCAGCAGAAAAAGCUCUCAGUUCUAUUAUUCAUACACGGCGGCGCUUUUAACACAGGAAGCAGCAACAGCAGCUUAUACGCACCCACAUAUUUACUGGAUCACGAGAUCAUCCUCGUUACUUUGAAUUAUCGGCUUAACAUAUUAGGUUUCUUCAGCACCGGUAACAGCGUCGCGCCCGGUAACUAUGGUCUCAAGGACGCGGCUAUGGCGCUCGUUUGGGUCCACGACAAUAUCGAGGCUUUCGGUGGAGAUCCGAACUCGGUGACUCUGAUGGGACAGAGUUCCGGAGCGGUGAUGGUCCACCUGUUGGCCUCGAGCGAGGCUACCAAGGGACAGUUCCAAAAGAUGAUAACGAUGAGCGGGGCGCCAACGGCGAAGUGGGCAGUCCACACGCGUGAGAACAUUAGAAACUCGUCCUUGCACGUGGCGUAUCUCCUGGAGUGCGCGCACGAAAGCGAUUUCGAUGAUAUGGGCAGCGGAGAUGGCGAAAACGGAACAGUCGUGGAAGACGAGGAUGUAACUGUGAGGCAAGAAAAGAUCGACCGGAAGAUAAUGCAGUGCAUGAAAUCAGCGAGUCCGGCUGAUAUCGUCAUGAUGAGUUACUUCCACAUGUGGCGGCGAAAUCCAAAAUGUAUCUACGGACCGACCCUGGAAGCAGAUGCCGAGGGUGCGAUCCUGACGGUAAAUCCGGAACGAAGUCUCACUGACGGCCUAUUUAGGGACAUGCCGUGGAUCAACGGCGUCGUGGAUGACGAGGGUCUGCUCAAGACGACCGAUCUCCUUCUGAACAGCGCCAUAAAAGAUGAAUUCUUGAGGGACUUUGAUACGCUGCUUCCAAGCGUUCUAGAGCUGCAAGAUUCGAUUGAGAAUAUCACUGAAUUUAGCGAUGCAAUUAAGGAUUUCUAUUUUGAUGGGGACAUUCUAAGGAAUAUAGAAUCAAAUAUUACUCAGAUGGUCGGAGAUGCACUGAUAACUUUUUCAAGUUACGAUUUCCUGCAAAGACGACUGCCGCAGAUGAAAUCCAAAGUUUACUUUUACGUGUUAGCUUACGAGGGAACGUUCAGCACUACCUUCAGAUGGGGCAUUCCGUUCCGAUUCGGUGCCGCACACGGUGACGAUUUGAAUUACAUUUUCCCCUACUUGAACGAGAAAUACGCCGACCUGCAACUCUUCAACACGAUGGGCGAUAGAACAAUGAUCAACAUCAUGUCCGAGAUGUGGAUCAACUUUGCCAAAACUGGGGUACCGAGCGCGCGACUGACCUCGAGCUGGGAGCCCUUCCAGGAGCAUAGACGAUUCAUGAGGUUCGGCGACGGACGUUCGAUCGAUCGAGCCAUGGAACAGGACUUCCUGACCGAACGCAUGGAUUUCUGGCGCGAUCUGAUGGGAAACUACUCGUUGCCGAUUCUCGAGUACCGAGCCGGUCAACCGGUUGAAGAGGAUGCCGUGGCUGCAGCUGCGGGAAUCGGGUUUACAAGGAUUACCCUGUGUUUGGCUCUGCUGAGUCGAUGGUUUUUGCGUUGAAUUGAGAUAGAUUUGUAAUGUAAUGGUAUUGUUGAUAUUUUUGUAAGAUUCGAGGUGCCUUAUCGAUAAGUGCCAAAAUAUAGAUGCGAUUAUUAUUUUCUAAUGUGCAAAUUUGCCAUGGGAGAGACUCUGAUAAAUUAAUCAGUACAAAUUUGUAUGCUCUGAAUCGGGCGCAAGCGUCACGAAUUGUAAUUGAACUUAUAAUUUUGCAUUUACUGCGGAUACCUGAACAAAUGAUUGAAUUAUAAUAUAGAAUAGAAAUGUGCUCGUUUAUUUACUGCAAAAAAGUUGCCGUAUGUAAGUAAAGAUGAUUUAUUAUAAUAUCGUUAAAGAUUUGUAUGUUAUCGUUAAUAAAUAACAUAAAA
This is a messenger RNA of Nasonia vitripennis (jewel wasp), 3283 nucleotides long. Its product is annotated as esterase FE4. Bases 1044 to 2918 code for a protein of 624 amino acids. The record is from RefSeq and is a predicted model, not a curated record. NCBI's taxonomy places the organism in Eukaryota, Metazoa, Arthropoda, Insecta, Hymenoptera, Pteromalidae. The transcript has 11 exons.